UGCAGGUUGCUAAUCAGCGGGCCUGCGCGCGGGUUUGCAAGGACGCUGUUCCCCCACGGCGCUGGGCAGGCGGGCUACCAUAGGGAGGAAGAAUUGGAGAAAGGGGAGCAACAUACGACCCCGAACGAGUGGAACUAGCAAAGCUCUUCGGCUGGCAGGGAGAAGCGGGAGGAAGCACGCCGCGGAAAGCGGGUGGGCGCCUCCUAGCUGGGUGCCAUUAUCAGUCCGCUGCAGUACCUUCCAGCAAAAGCCACCGCGGCCGGGGCUGUAGCGGCCAGACGGAUGCCAAAGCCACACGGCACGCGAGCGGGCAGCUGCCGCGGUCGCCGUCCCACGAGGGCCCCGGACAUCAAGGGCUGCUGAGCGACCCUUUAAAGACAUUUCUGCCAUCCAAAUAACUUUAGCCUUCACUGAAAACCCCCAGUAAAAUGCACUAAGAAGUGGAAUGUCAACAAAACACAAUUCUCCAGAACUCUAAAACAACCAAGUCUAACGUGCUUUUGUUCCCGAAGUUUAAUAAAAGAAAACUGCAUAAAAGAAAAUUGCCGAAGGAAUAAAUAAUUCAGGAAACUGAAGCUGGUCUAGAAGAUUGGAAAAAAUCUCUAGUAUUGGGAGGAGGGAGGAGGGGCGGCUUGCUUUCCGGAAAUCAGUGUUUGGUAGCAAGUGAAACAGACAUCAUUCAAAAUGAAGUGAUUGAGAAGAAACAGUGAACACCUUCCCUUUUUGUAGACAGAACAACAUGGAACAGCCAUUUACUCUGAAUUCUCUGAAAAAGUUAGCUGCCAUGCCUGACCAUACAGAUGUCUCCCUAACCCCGGAAGAGCGAGUCCGGGCCCUCAGUAAGCUGGGUUGUAAUAUCACCAUCAGUGAAGACAUCACCCCACGCCGCUACUUCAGGUCUGGAGUAGAAAUGGAGAGGAUGGCAUCUGUGUAUUUGGAAGAAGGAAACUUGGAAAAUGCCUUUGUUCUUUAUAAUAAAUUUAUAACCUUGUUUGUAGAAAAGCUUCCUAGCCACCGAGAUUACCAACAAUGUGCAGUGCCUGAAAAGCAGGAUAUUAUGAAGAAACUGAAGGAGAUUGCAUUCCCAAGGACAGAUGAAUUGAAAAAGGACCUUUUAAAGAAAUAUAAUGUAGAAUACCAAGAAUAUUUGCAAAGCAAAAACAAAUAUAAAGCCGAAAUUCUCAAAAAGCUGGAGCAUCAGAGAUUGAUAGAGGCUGAAAGGAGGCGUAUUGCUCAGAUGCGCCAGCAACAGCUGGAAUCGGAGCAGUUUCUGUUUUUUGAAGAUCAACUCAAAAAGCAAGAGUUAGCCCGAGGCCAGAUGCGAAGUCAGGAGACCCCUUCGCUGUCAGAGCAGAUUGAUGGAAGUGCUCUGUCCUGCUUUUCUGCACACCAGAACAAUUCCUUGCUGAAUGUAUUCGCAGAUCAAGCUAAUAAAAGUGAUGCAACCAAUUAUGCUAGCCACUCUCCUCCUGUGAAUAGAGCCUUAAAGCCAGCAGCUACUCUAAGUGCUGUUCAGAAUUUAGUGGUUGAAGGACUGAGAUGUGUAGUCUUAUCAAGAGAUCUUUGCCACAAAUUUCUGCUGUUAGCUGAAUCUAAUACCAUAAGAGGAAUAGAAACCUGUGGAAUACUUUGUGGAAAGCUGACACAUAAUGAAUUUACUAUUACCCACGUGAUCGUGCCAAAGCAGUCUGCUGGGCCAGACUAUUGUGAUGUGGAGAAUGUAGAAGAAUUAUUCAGUGUUCAGGAUCAACACGAUCUCCUCACUUUGGGAUGGAUCCAUGUAUGUUUGACUUGUUGGAUUUCAGUUUAUUUUACACAUCCCACCCAAACUGCUUUCUUAUCCAGCGUUGAUCUUCACACUCACUGUUCCUAUCAGCUCAUGUUACCAGAGGCUAUUGCCAUUGUUUGUUCACCAAAGCAUAAAGACACUGGCAUCUUCAGGCUCACCAAUGCUGGCAUGCUUGAGGUUUCUGCUUGUAAGAAGAAGGGCUUUCAUCCUCACACCAAGGACCCUAGACUAUUCAGUAUAUGCAAACACGUGUUGGUUAAAGACAUAAAAAUAACUGUGUUGGAUCUGAGGUGAUAUGUUCCGAAUAUAAGCACCAUCAACACCAGACAUCUGCCCAUGGACAUGUGGUGGCUGGAUUUUCUUAAGAUGUUUCCAGAAAUUACUGAUAUUUUAUAUUUAUACAUUUUAGACCAGAAAGUUUGAUAUUUAUUGCUCUUGCACAUUUUGAAGUUUUCUUUUUUGGGUUGCUCUGUCUCAAGAGAAGUCACAUGGUGUUAAAUCAAAUACCUAUUAAUGUACCCAAAUACUAUCACCAGAUAAUAAAUUGUGCUGCAAAAAAUAAAAAAAAAAUAAAAAA
Marmota flaviventris (yellow-bellied marmot) is the source of this 2366-nucleotide messenger RNA. It is a transcript of the gene Stambpl1, whose product is annotated as STAM binding protein like 1. NCBI's taxonomy places the organism in Eukaryota, Metazoa, Chordata, Mammalia, Rodentia, Sciuridae. Gene Ontology annotation, biological process: protein K63-linked deubiquitination. Gene Ontology annotation, cellular component: membrane; endosome. The record is from RefSeq and is a predicted model, not a curated record. Gene Ontology annotation, molecular function: protein binding; metal-dependent deubiquitinase activity; K63-linked deubiquitinase activity.